This is a messenger RNA of Phlebotomus argentipes, 1945 nucleotides long. It is a transcript of the gene dsh, whose product is annotated as segment polarity protein dishevelled. Gene Ontology annotation, biological process: canonical Wnt signaling pathway; intracellular signal transduction. The record is from RefSeq and is a predicted model, not a curated record. Gene Ontology annotation, cellular component: cytosol. The transcript has 8 exons. NCBI's taxonomy places the organism in Eukaryota, Metazoa, Arthropoda, Insecta, Diptera, Psychodidae. The coding region runs from base 144 to 1712 and encodes 522 amino acids. Gene Ontology annotation, molecular function: frizzled binding.
ACUGGGUUUCAGAUGUGAGGUGACGCCUAGUGGUACUGUGUACAAGUGUGAUUGAAAACAGUUAAAGUGGCGACAGGGCUUACUUCUAAGCAAGUGUUUUGGAAGGGGACACAUUGCAGGAGUACUACGGCAGCGGAUGGGCAAUGGAGGAAACCAAAGUAAUCUACCACAUUGAUGACGAAUCUACGCCAUACUUGGUUAAAAUUCCACUGCCGUCGGCCCAAGUUACACUCAAGGACUUCAAGAUGGUGCUCAACAAGCAGAAUAGCAAUUUUAAGUACUUCUUCAAGUCCAUGGACGCAGACUUUGGUGUGGUUAAAGAGGAAAUCGUUGAUGAUUCCACGAUUCUGCCAUGUUUUAAUGGACGGGUGGUGUCAUGGUUGGUUACGGCCGAUGGAAGCAAUGUCUCUGACAACUGUUCGGAGAUACCACAUAGUGAAUUAGAUGUGCGACGAGAAGUGGUACGUAAAACCCCUGGAUUGACCUAUCAGAGUGCAUCUGUAUUAUCCAGCGAUAUAGACAGUACGUCUCUCUUCGAAACUGAGUCUGAAAUCACACUAGACCGGGAUAUGACAGAAUGCAGCUCAAUUCAGCGAUUGCAGGUCAGGAAAAAACCACAGCGUCGGAAGAAAAGGCCGCCAUCCAUGAGUCGAACAAGCAGUUACAGUAGCAUCACAGACUCUACAAUGUCACUUAACAUCAUCACAGUGUCCAUAAAUAUGGACACAGUUAACUUUUUGGGUAUUUCAAUUGUUGGACAGUCAAACAGAGGCGGUGAUGGGGGAAUUUAUGUAGGCAGCAUCAUGAAGGGGGGUGCUGUGGCACUCGACGGACGUAUAGAACCGGGUGACAUGAUAUUGCAGGUGAAUGAUGUUAAUUUUGAGAAUAUGACUAAUGAUGAAGCAGUUCGUGUUCUACGAGAAGUGGUACAGAAGCCGGGUCCAAUAAAAUUAGUGGUAGCAAAAUGCUGGGAUCCAAAUCCAAAAGGCUACUUCACAAUUCCGCGAACAGAACCUGUGCGCCCUAUUGAUCCUGGAGCUUGGGUAGCACAUACACAGGCGCUUCGUCAACAUGAGCCACAAGGAUCAGCAGAUGGUAUUUUAGGCAAUCCGGCAGAACCUCAUCUUAGCACAAAGUCUCAUCUGCGUGAAAUUGUUCGUUCUAUGGCGCGAUUAGACUCAGGUCUUGAGAUUCGCGACCGGAUGUGGUUGAAAAUCACCAUUCCUGCUGCAUUUAUUGGAGCUGAUGUAGUGCAUUGGAUUAUGGAGAAUGUCGAGGGCGUCGAGGAUCGUCGUGAAGCGCGAAGAAUUGUAGCAGCAAUGCUAAGAGCGGGUUACAUAAAACAUACCGUAAAUAAAGCCACAUUUUCUGAACAAUGCUACUAUGUACUUGGCAUAGGUAGCACCACUGCCGGCGAUACAGAUAGUCUCACCAGUGAUAUCGCACCCUUACCAAAUCCACCUAUGUACAUGCCAUACUCGGCUGUCUACAAUCCCAGCCACGGUUAUCAGCCGAUACAGUACGCCGACAGACCUAUAUCGUCGGGGUCUAGUAGUUCUGAUGUGCUCACCAGUAAAGAUAUAUCAGCCUCUCAAAGUGACAUAGCGUCUAUUAUACAACAAACCAAUAACAUAAACAUCACAAAUGGGUCCAACAAGUCAUCAGGAUCAUCAAAUCGCGGUGCAAUUGAUCAUGAGCUCCACGGAGGCUAGAAAGAGUGCCAAAACGCUGAAAGUACGAUUCUACCCCAACAUUAAACAAUGUGCAAUGAAUGAUGACAACGCCAUUGCCUACGGAUAUGAGAGAUUGGAAUUACAGGGAUAUACCGAUUGUAGGAGAGAGGAAUAUAUACAAUUUCUGUUCUGCCUCUCAUUUUCACACUAACUGAAAAGAUGAUAUAAAUCAAGUAAAAUAAAGUGCCGCGAAGGCGAUAUUUGACUGUAAA